Messenger RNA from Westerdykella ornata, 3511 nucleotides. RefSeq lists its product as uncharacterized. Gene Ontology annotation, biological process: establishment of cell polarity; positive regulation of G2/M transition of mitotic cell cycle. The transcript has 3 exons. The coding region runs from base 234 to 3095 and encodes 953 amino acids. Lineage: Eukaryota; Fungi; Ascomycota; Dothideomycetes; Pleosporales; Sporormiaceae. The record is from RefSeq and is a predicted model, not a curated record. Gene Ontology annotation, cellular component: cell septum; cytoplasm.
GGCCUGAUCAGUGACCACGACGCCGUCGCCCUUCUGCACACACCUUCCUGGGACCUCUGAGAGGUCAUGAUCGCUUCUCCUAUUCUUACACCUUCACCUGCUGCAUGCCCUCUCGGUCCCGCGCCCCCCCUGCUCGCCCUUCGAUGAUCUCUCCUCGGUCCUCGAUCCCAGCAGAGUACGAAGCAGACGAGGACUGCCAACCACCUCACCAGUCCGGAUAUCUCUGAACAGCCAUGCAGGCCUCGGAGCGCGCCGCCGAGCUGGAACGGGUCUACCAAAGCAGGCGCGGCCAUGCCUCGCAACUGUCCAUCAGCGACGACACCCAUCAUGUCACCGAAGCCAUCGGCGACAUGUAUGGGGACGACCAGUACUCCUCGAAACGCAGUUCUCGUCCUCUGAGCUUCAUCAGCAACCCCCUCGGAGACACACUGAACCUAAACACCCCGUUCGAUCCCUUUCCCAAUGCUCCCCCGAAGUCCCCACUCCGUGCCCACAUGUCCAACGAGCAGCCCUCAUCGCCUCCCAACACCAAUGACCAGCCAAGCGUGCCGUCGAAGAGGACCUCCUUCGGCCAUGGCAGUGCCAAUGGGCUUCUGUCGCCUCCUUCUCUAUCGCGGUCGAACUCAUCCGAUACGGCUACUCAACAGUUUCCCCUCAACGACAUUGAUUACGAGUCAAGUCCAGCUUCGCUCGCGAAGGAACUUAGCAAUCUACAAGCGAUACGACGCAUGUCAAUGGAUGUAAACACGGCAGAUCCAGAUCUCCCGUCUUUUGGAAGCUUUAGCCUUCCGACAGUUGCUCCACCCCAUUUCUCCGAGGACGAAGAUCCGUCCAAGUUGUUCUGGGUCCCGGCACGGCUACAUCCCGAGCUUGCGCCCAAGGAAUUCAAAACAUUCAUAGAGGAAAAGGUGGACAAGAUCAGACGGCGGUCGGGAGAUGCGGAUUCCUUAUCGCCGGACAGCGCCCUCGGGCGCUCGGGUUCUGGUGGUGGGUUGAGGAGGAAGAAAUCCAUGCUGUCGAGGCAGAUUGAUAAUGCGAAUGGCUAUAGGGAUGGCGCUGAGCGCUUGGAAAGGAAACGAUCAGGAGCUAACCAGCCUCCGCGCAUUGGCGGUCUGGAGAAGCUGCAAGAGCUGGCCGAGGAUCCUGCCAGCCUUAUGAGGCGUCUCAGUAUCGACUCUGUGCAGAAAAACUCUGGCCCGGACGGCGAAGUUCCAAUCAGCGAAGACCUGCCAAUUCUCCCCGUGAGACCCGCCGGGCCCGGAUCAUUGAAGCGCUCCACGCGCACCAACUACAGGCGGGGUAGUCUGCGCAAGGGCGAGCGUGUUCCAUUUUCGAAACGUGUGGCAAGCAGACAGGUCGAAACCGACAACGAGGAGUCGCCCUCUACUUCCCCAACCCAAGCCACAUACCCAAGAGAGCCCGAAAUUCCCGGGCUGGGUCUCCAUCGCGUGAACUCGGAACCCGUUCACGGGCGUUCAGAUAUGACGAUGAACCUCUCAACAGAGAACUUCUCACGUCCUACUCGGCGAUCUCCGCCACCCCAGCAGAGGCCCGGUUCCGCAGAUGAUGUCUCCAGUCCGCAGCCUACCGAUUCCGCUGGAAUGGACCGGAGACCAUCCCAUCCCGCUAAGCCAUUUCAUUCUCGCAUCGCCUCAAACGGGAGGACAACAGCUCCGCUACCUGGUUAUGUUCCUCCGCCGCAAGUGCCUCAAAUCAUCGAGACGCCGCCGCCCCAGGAAUCUCCUUAUAAGUCUCAAAUGCAUCUGCCAGAGCGCAACUCGUCAAGGGUGCCUCCGCAAGCCGUUGGGUACCCACCAGCUCAGCGAACUCCACCGAAACCGCACCCUCCACAGCCUGUGCAGCCACCAUCGCAGAGACAAUCGCCAUCAAGGCCCCCCCUGAAUCGCAUCGACCGUAAUGCCUCUCCAAUCAAACCUGCGCAGUCGUUUGACGAUCUCAUCUCCCAUCCUUCGCCGCUGCCAGGGAACAGUACCCGAACCGAUGCCCUCUCUAUUAUCCCUAACCUGGUAGAAGAGAAGAAGACGGACAAGAAAUCGAAGGAUAAAAAGGAUGGAGAGAGUGGUUCAAGAAAAACGAGCUGGGGUUGGCUUCUUGGAAGCGACGACGGCAGUAAGAAGGAAAAGGAGGAGCGCGAGAAGGAACUUGCCAGAAAGGUCAAAAACAAGCUUAGCAAGCAGCAGGAGAAAACCGCAGAGAAGGCGCAUGACGACACCCGGCUCGAUGUGCUGCAUACUUCGAUUCAGAGCGGGCGUGGUCGCGAGAGCCUUGUACUGGAUCGGGAUAGCAUCAAGCUCGAGGAGGAGCGCAAGAAGGAGAGCACCCGAAAGUCGUCUGGGGAUUCAAAGAAAGAGAAGGAGUCGGGUCUCUUUUCUUCGAUAUUUGGAGGCAGCAAGAAGAAGGGAGAGAAAGAGUCAUCGCAUAAGAAGGGUAGCUCCAUGCGUGGCCUGUCCCCAGAUCCACCUCCCCGAGUACUCAGGCCAGAUAUCGACUACAACUGGACAAGAUUUUCCAUCCUGGAGGAGCGAGCUAUCUACCGCAUGGCGCACAUAAAGCUCGCGAAUCCUCGGCGAGAGCUGUACUCGCAGGUCUUGCUCAGCAAUUUCAUGUAUUCGUACCUCGCCAAGGUCCAGCAGAUGCACCCGCAGAUACAGAUCGGCAACUCCAAGCAGGCUCGACAUCAGCGAGAGGCCCAACAGGCUGCGCAACAGAAACGGGAGCAGGAACAACAGCAACAACAGUUACAGCAGCAGCAGCAACAACAGCCUGAGGAGUAUGUUCAGUAUCAGCUGUACCAGCAGGACCAAUCACAACAAGACUUGAGUCCCAUAAAUGACCAUCAAGUCGAUAAUCAUGGCUUCGAGCAGCAUGACGAGGGAAACCAGUACCGACCCGACUCCCGCGGGUCCCAGCACGAUCAACAGCGUGACUCUCACCACUCAUCGUACGGAAAGGCCAACGGUUCCUACAGCGUCUCGUAUAAUCUCGGCUACCCGAGCGGCAACCAGAAGCAACAACAGUCCUACUACGCCUACGACGACUCGGACCAGAGUAGCCGGGACGAGGAGAUGUGGUGAACGACAUUGAGGUGUGCCUUUAUUCUCUGUUUACAAACCAUCUGUCCUUCUGUGUAUGUAUAUAAACUCUGUCUGCUCUUACCUCUUUUCGCUCUGCCCUUCAGCACGAUUUGUUCCUGUGUCCCAGAGCGGAUUUUGAUUCUCUUGUCUUUUUGCGCGCGAAUAUUGCUUUUGCACGGAGUAUGGCUGGGGAUGAUGGGGCAGUGAUGUGCAAUGAUCGUAUGGGAAAUAUAUUAUCGGAGUGGAAACAUUGACGGGAUACGCAUGGAUGGAUGGGUGGGUGGGUGGAUUGAUGGUGUUUUUUGAAUGAAAUGUAUUUAGCGGUAUGGUUUUUGAGUGGCUGGGAGUGAUUGUUGUUGUUGGGAGGAGAAGGAGGAGGUGUAUAUACAUGGGCGAACGGGGGUUUGGAGAAUUGU